AGUUUCAUGUUAGUUCACGUUCUUACUGUGAAACAUGUCUAAAUUAUUAGUAUUUGGUUUGAUCCAAACUAACCCAGUGCAGCUCGGAAACAUUUUCAAUCUCCUAGUCCAAGCUAGAGAGUUGGAAAAGACCAUCAAUUCAGAAAGCAAUUUCAAGAAAAUCAGUCUCCUUGACAAGUAUGUCCGACAGCAUAGUAAAUGGUUUCGAGAGAAUGACUGCCUUAGUCGGCACUACUUCAACUAUUUGUUGCUGGAUCCUCGAGUUACGAACAAACUGAGGGAACGAGCUGGUCGUCUUCAUCUAAUAGAUGUUUGGUAUACCUUCCUAAAAGCCAUUUUCUACGUGGGAAAAGGCAAGGCAAAACGUCCUUAUGUUCAUUUAAAAAAGGCCCAAAAAUUGCUGAAGGAAACCAACAGCAUUACGUUAGUCAAGGACCCCAAGUUAGCCUUAAUAGUGUCCAUCUGGAGGGAAAAACGUGGGGUCUUACUAAUACGGGCUUUUCAAGGAAUUUCGUCACAAGAUGCAGAAACUCGUGAGGCAUCCAUUCUCGAUGCUCUAAGUAUGAAUCACUUGACCAACCGGCGAUUGGGCGUAUACUGUGGUUUAGCUCGAAGCAGUUUAUCGAGUAAGGAGCGAAAGUAUCUGGGGAUAGCUUUGCUGUACAAGUUGAUGCUGAAAUUCCUAGCAACCGAAGAGAAAGAACUAUUUCCGCUAAAGAGCACCAAAACGGAUGAAUUCAAAGCUGCAAUGGCAUCUUAAUAUAGCUUAAUAUAUCUUUCAUAAUAUAUCACUUA
Messenger RNA from Drosophila biarmipes, 795 nucleotides. RefSeq names its product ankyrin repeat and LEM domain-containing protein 1. Bases 35 to 760 code for a protein of 241 amino acids. Gene Ontology annotation, molecular function: endonuclease activity. The transcript has 2 exons. The record is from RefSeq and is a predicted model, not a curated record. NCBI's taxonomy places the organism in Eukaryota, Metazoa, Arthropoda, Insecta, Diptera, Drosophilidae.